GUGCUUUGCCUGGCGGCUUUGUAUUUCACUUGGCCGACCGCAUCCUUGAGUCCCCGUCGCGAAGAGCGCUUGCGUUCCCCGGUGGAGCUGCAGCGGAGCUUUCCGCUGCCCUUUCCGCUGAAGCUCUUCGUGAACACCUCCCGGGCUGAGGCCGCUGCGAUUCUGCACGGCCAGGAUGAUCGAUUGCUGGUCAUUGUGGGUCCAUGCUCAAUUCACGAUCCCAAAGCAGCGAGGGACUACGCGCAUCGCUUGCAGGUCCUUCGGGAAGAGAUGAAGGACGAUUUGCUGAUUUUCAUGAGGACCUACCUGGAGAAGCCCCGCACCGCCGUGGGUUGGCGCGGCCUCAUCUCCGACCCGACCUUGAGCGGCGCCGAGGACGUGCCCAGGGGCCUGGCCCUGGGCCGUCGGGUGCUGCUGGACGUCCUGGCCGCAGGGCUUCCGACGGCCGUGGAGUUCCUGGAUCCACUGGUGGCGACCUACAUCGAAGACGUGGUGAGUUACGGUAGCAUCGGCGCGCGCACCGUGGAGAGCCCCGUGCAUCGGCAGCUGGCGGCGGCGAUGAAGAUGCCAAUGGGCUUCAAGAACGGCCGCAGCGGUGACCUGCAAAGUGCGGUGAACGCUGCCGUGGCGGCCUCCCUGCCGCAGAAGCGCUUGAGCACCGAUGCAAGGGGACACGUGCAGCUGGAGAAGGCCCCUGGAAACCCUGACGUCCACAUUAUCCUCAGAGGCAGUGAAAGUGGACCAAACUAUGGAUGCUUGGAACGCGGUUCGUGCGGAGCUAUGCGGAGCUAUUCGGAGCUGCGGGGUGUGAAAAAAAUAUGA
Cladocopium goreaui is the source of this 822-nucleotide messenger RNA. The record is from the annotation of a GenBank genome assembly. NCBI's taxonomy places the organism in Eukaryota, Dinophyceae, Suessiales, Symbiodiniaceae.